This is a messenger RNA of Theobroma cacao (cacao), 1855 nucleotides long. RefSeq names its product RHO guanyl-nucleotide exchange factor 8 (gene ROPGEF8). The record is from RefSeq and is a predicted model, not a curated record. NCBI's taxonomy places the organism in Eukaryota, Viridiplantae, Streptophyta, Magnoliopsida, Malvales, Malvaceae. Gene Ontology annotation, molecular function: guanyl-nucleotide exchange factor activity.
CGAUCUCUAUCUCUUUUAACCCUGCAGAAUCAGAUAAACUCUUUCUUUUCAAUCUUUAGCGUCUCAUCUUAAGCGGAAGAAACACAAAGAGAAGCUUGUAGCGAAAAUGGUUCGAACAUUAACACGUCGGUACAGCAUUCAGAGCUCGAGAUCUUUCCACAUUGGGAAAAUGCUUGAGAAUUCAAGAAGACAGCAGCAGAAUCUGAUCGCAGAUGGUGGUGAUGAUGAUGAGGAGAAUGUUGAUGAUAGCCUGCAAUCAAGGAGUAUCGACACGAGAAAUGCAGAAGACCAAUCGAUGGAGCACCAAAAUAUAGGAGAGUCUAGGCCAGGAAAUCCCCAGGAGAGGCCACAAUCAGAUAUGGAACUGAUGAAGGAAAGGUUUGCCAAGUUGCUUUUGGGUGAAGAUAUGUCAGGAGGUGGAAAAGGUGUUUCUUCAGCUUUGGCUUUGUCAAAUGCCGUGACAAACCUAGCAGCAUCCAUUUUUGGAGAACAAGGGAAAUUAGAACCUAUGGCUCCGGAAAGGAAAGCAAGGUGGAGAAAAGAAAUUGAUUGGCUUUUAUCUGUAACUGAUCACAUUGUUGAAUUUGUCCCUUCAGAACAGAAAUCGAAGGAUGGAACAAGCAUGGAGAUUAUGGUCACUAAACAAAGGGGCGAUCUGCUGGUGAAUAUACCUGGUCUGCGAAAACUGGAUACAUUGCUUAUUGAGACCCUUGACAACUUUGCACAAGAAAAAGAAUUUUGGUAUGUGUCCAAAAAUGAUGAUCCAGAAAAUGAAAACAGCCAGAGGGAUGACAAAUGGUGGCAUCCAAUUGUUAAAGUUCCUGCAAAUGGGCUAUCAGAGACAUCACGAAGAUGGCUGCUGUCUCAAAAGGAGUCUGUCAACCAGGUAUUAAAAGCAGCUAUGACCAUCAAUGCAAAUGUCCUAUCUGAAAUGGAGGUCCCUGAAAGCUACAUCGAUUCCCUCCCCAAGAAUGGAAGAGCAAGCCUUGGUGAUUCAAUCUAUAAAAGCAUCACAGUGGAGUACUUUGAUCCUGGGCAAUUCCUGUCAACCAUGGACUUGUCAACAGAACACAAAGUGCUUGACCUUAAGAACAGGAUUGAGGCCUCUAUUGUUAUAUGGAAGAGGAAGAUGAACCAGAAAGAUGGAAGGUCCUCUUGGGGCUCCGGUGUCAGCUUGGAAAAGAGGGAACUCUUUGAAGAGAGGGCAGAGACUAUCCUACUCUUACUCAAGCAGCACUUUCCGGGGCUUCCACAGUCUGCGCUUGAUAUAUCAAAGAUCCAAUACAACAGGGAUGUAGGACAAGCUAUUCUGGAGAGCUAUUCAAGGAUACUAGAGAGCUUGGCUCAUACAGUCAUGUCAAGAAUUGAGGAUGUCCUUUACGCCGACUCGCUUACUCAAACAUCAUCACCAGCAAGAUCCGACAUGUCCUCGAACACAGAUGAAGAUGCGGCGAGGUUGAGUACCUCAGAGACACCAACACUAUCAGAUUUUAUGGGCUGGGAUGUUGGUUCCGCAAGGUGUAACACAAGUGAUCAAGAAACCCACUUGAAAAGUGAUUAUGAGAAAAAAACAUCCAAGCCUCCAUUUAGUCGCACUCCAAGAAAAGCUUCCUAUCUAGAUAAGCUUGAAAACUUGAAUGGCCUAAGAAGUCCGGAUGCUCGUGAUUUAUAAUCGGAAUGUUAGAAGAAAGGAAACAAGAGGACGUAGAAGAAGAGGGAAAGAAAAGGAACGAGGUGGGGAAAGAUACAGAGGAAUACGGAUAGUUAGAGACCUUACCUCAUGUAUAUAUAUUCAGCUCCAUGUAAAAUUCCAUUGGGACAGUAACUUUCUAGAACUUACAUUGUUCUUCCUCCA